Hyaloperonospora brassicae is the source of this 1533-nucleotide messenger RNA. Lineage: Eukaryota; Oomycota; Peronosporomycetes; Peronosporales; Peronosporaceae. The record is from the annotation of a GenBank genome assembly.
AUGAGCUCUGCCCAGCGCUCCACCCCCCGCCGCGAGUCCGUCGACUCGUCGGCCGCUGCCUUUCAGGAUGUGCACAAGACGGCGCCUUUUGCCAGCAAACAUCCCAAGGGGUUCGGUGAGAUGGUCCUGGUCCACGGCGUCAGCAUUGCGCAAACGUAUCUCCUGCCCGUGCCCCAUCUUCGCCAAUGGCUACCAGAGCAAGACAAGGAAGUUUGCAACCGUCGCAAGCUCGACACGCUCGUGGAGAACACUGCAGGACGUAAGAGCACGUACAACAAGAUCAUGGGCGACUCGGACGUGAUCCUGGGCGACAUUCGCCGCAACAAUACGCAAGUACCGGUGUCACGCGCCUAUGUGCGAGCCGGUCCUCGUGCCUGCACGUACUUUGAUCCUGCCACGGUCAAAGCAGCCAUUGUGACCUGUGGUGGCCUCUGCCCUGGUCUCAACAAUGUCGUGCGGGACGUCACGCUUGCGCUGUGGAAUUUGUACGGCGUGCGCGAGAUCUACGGCAUUCGCAUGGGGUUUGCUGGAUUCUACAAUUGGGACUCGCUCGAGCAGAAGGAAGCCCCUAUCAUGCUGACGCUCAAGUUAGUGGCCAACAUUCAUCACCACGGUGGAACGAUCCUCGGCUCCAACCGUGGCGGCUUUGACCAAGACAAGAUUAUCAACUUCCUGACCACGCACGGCGUGUCGCAACUGUACGUGAUUGGCGGCGAUGGUACCCACCGUGCUGCCAACAAGAUCUCCGAGGAGUGCCGUCGUCGCAAGCUGCCAAUCGCUGUCGCUGGAGUGCCCAAAACUAUUGAUAACGAUGUGGAUCUACUUGAUCGCAGCUUUGGCUUCAACACGGCCGUCGAAGAGGCCCAGCGUGCCAUUCGCUCGGCCAGCACGGAGGCUCGUUGCGUACCGAACGGUAUCGGCGUCGUCAAGCUCAUGGGGCGAAGCUCUGGUUUCAUCGCUGCGCACGCGUCGCUUUCGAGUGGCGACGUGAACCUGUGUCUGGUCCCAGAGAUCCCGAUCGAGCUGGACGGUCCACGCAGCUGCCUCGACCACCUCGAGCAUGUAGUGGAGGAGCUAGGCCACGGCGUCGUUGUUGUCGCCGAGGGUGCCGGCGAAGAGCUACUAGGCACGUCAGUGGAAGCCGACGCUGGUGGCAAUAAGAAGCUGCCCCCUAUCGGUGCGUUUAUGAAGGAUCGCAUCCAAGAGCACUUUGCGAAGAAGGGCAAAGAGUGUACUGUCAAGUACAUUGAUCCCUCCUACAUGAUCCGUUCGGUGCCAGCAAAUGCUGCAGACAGUCUGUAUUGCAUGCUACUGGGCCAGAACGCCGUGCACGGCGCUAUGGCUGGCUACACUGGUUUCACAGUCGGCCUUAGCGCUAACCGCGUCGUCUACUUCCCGAUCGAAGCUGUCACGCGCAACUCACCUCGUUGCAUGGACCCCUUUGGCCGCACGUGGGAGCGUGUACUGUGUCUGACGCGCCAGCCCAACACGGCCCGCGAGGGUCACAUCAAGGGCGCCAAGUCGUCGGACUAA